Xiphias gladius (swordfish) is the source of this 2743-nucleotide messenger RNA. RefSeq names its product nuclear receptor subfamily 3, group C, member 1 (glucocorticoid receptor) (gene nr3c1). Gene Ontology annotation, biological process: nuclear receptor-mediated glucocorticoid signaling pathway; regulation of DNA-templated transcription. Bases 321 to 2681 code for a protein of 786 amino acids. Lineage: Eukaryota; Metazoa; Chordata; Actinopteri; Istiophoriformes; Xiphiidae. Gene Ontology annotation, molecular function: DNA-binding transcription factor activity; nuclear glucocorticoid receptor activity; steroid binding. Gene Ontology annotation, cellular component: nucleus. The transcript has 9 exons. The record is from RefSeq and is a predicted model, not a curated record.
UCUCCAUUUUGUAUGUUUUUCCUGGAGGUUAACGCUUACUUUCCUAAUGGCUAGCUGCGAAUCACCAUAGCUCAGCCUGUUUAAGGCGGUUUGCAUGACAAUUUACAGCCAAGUCGCACUGGAAGACCUGAAACUCGUAAACACACACAGCUUGGCGAGUUUUUGACGUUUUAUGUAGCCAUGUAGGUAGGACACGACGCGUUGAGGAGACACGUUAACAAACAUUGAGUCAGUGUUGCGUGCGGUGGACUGCCACUUUCAACCAAAACAAUGUUGACAAACGACCUGUGGACACAUAUCAACAACCCGUCAUUUCAAGGAUGGAUAAAGGUGGAGUGAAGAAGAUAACAUACAGAAGAGAUGACCAUUUAAGCAAACUGGUCUACACUGAAAGCCCUGAGGAGGGAGGUCUGUUGAAAGUGGCUCCUCAAAGUGCCAUGUCCAUCACCUCUACCACUUCUGUCGUUCUUCCAUCCAGCCCAUUGAUGCAGCCAGGACAGGUACCUAACGGCCUCAGCAACAGCCCCCUUCCAGAGGAGCUCACCUCUGCUUCCGUCACUGCCAUCGUAGGCCCCUUGUUGGAAGACUCAGAGCCCAGAGGCCUGACCAAAGAUCAGAGGCCUCAACAGCAGCAGUUGCUCCAGACACAGACAUUAACUACGUUUGGGCGUCAAACCUUGGGGGACAGUUUGCCCCAGUUGGAGGCCAGUAUAGCAGACAUUACCCAGUCCUCCAUGGAUUCACUUAUUGGGGGAUCAGAUCCCAACUUCUUCCCCAUGAAAACAGAGGAUUUCUCCAUGGAUAAAGGUGACCAGGAUCCCAUUGACCUCGAUCAUGCCUUUGAUCACAUUGGGAAAGAUGUGGACGUGAACCAGAAGUUGUUCGGUGAUAACACUCUGGACCUGCUCCAAGACUUCGAGCUCACUGGGUCCCCAUCAGAUUUUUACGUAGGGGACGAUGCCUUCCUGUCCACUCUGGCAGAUGAUUCUUUGCUUGGGGACAUUGGUUCGGAGAGGGACAUUAAGCUUGCCGUGGUUGAGAGCAGUAACGGCAGUGGGGCAGUCUCUGUUGCUCUCAACGGCAGCAUUAUAACAAGUCCAGAUCAGUCCAGCUCUAGCAUAUCCAUAGCGUCCCCCCAAACCUCUACAACCACUUUGUCUGCAUUGGUGAAGAAAGAAAAAGAUGCUGGCUUCAUUCAGCUCUGCACCCAAGGUGUGAUUAAACAGGAGAAGACAUCUGCAGGCCAGAGUUAUUGCCAAAUGAGUGGCACGUCCUCCACAGGCAUGCCCAGCUCUAACCCCAUUUCAAUCUGUGGGGUCAGUACUUCAGGAGGACAAAGGUACCUCUUUGGAGUCAACCCCAGCAGCGGUGAAGCUCAGCAGGCUAAGGAUCAGAAGCCAGUUUCCAACCGGUAUCUCCCAGUGACAACCAUUAGUGGAGCCUGGAGCAGAGACCAAGGUGUUCAAAGUGCUGGGGACAACUCAGCAAUGCAGAGGGUCAAUGAGGCUUUCUCAAGCUCUCCCUCCUACCCCACCAACUUUGCCAGACAGGAAGGGGGCACCACUACAUCCUCAGCACAGGGAAAGAGUGGGACUCAUAAGAUCUGCCUGGUGUGCUCUGAUGAGGCUUCAGGCUGCCACUACGGCGUUCUCACCUGCGGCAGCUGCAAGGUCUUCUUCAAGAGAGCAGUGGAAGGGCAGCAUAAUUACCUGUGUGCUGGGAGGAAUGACUGCAUAAUAGACAAGAUCAGGAGGAAGAACUGCCCGGCUUGCCGCUUCCGCAAGUGUCUGAUGGCAGGCAUGAAUUUGGAAGCACGCAAAACCAAGAAGUUGAACCGCUUAAAGGGCAGCCAGCUGAGCAACCCGCCCGAGGUGACGACUCCUCCACCAGUUGAGGCCCGCUCCCUGGUACCCAAGUGCAUGCCUCAACUUGUCCCCACGAUGCUGUCCCUGCUGAAGGCCAUUGAGCCGGACACCAUCUACGCAGGCUACGACAGCACCCUGCCUGACACCUCCACCCGCCUCAUGACUACCCUGAACAGGCUGGGUGGCCGACAGGUCAUCUCUGCCGUCAAGUGGGCCAAGGCUCUGCCAGGUUUCAGGAACCUGCACCUGGAUGACCAGAUGACACUGCUGCAGUGCUCCUGGCUUUUCAUCAUGUCUUUCGGUCUGGGCUGGCGGUCUUACCAACAGUGCAAUGGCAACAUGCUCUGCUUCGCACCCGACCUCGUCAUCAACGAGGAGCGGAUGAAGCUGCCCUACAUGGCCGACCAGUGUGAGCAGAUGCUGAAGAUUUCCAGCGAGUUUGUCCGGCUGCAGGUUUCCCACGACGAGUAUUUGUGCAUGAAAGUCCUGCUGCUGCUCAGCACAGUGCCAAAGGACGGCCUGAAGAGCCAGGCAGUGUUCGAUGAGAUUCGGAUGUCGUACAUCAAGGAGCUGGGGAAGGCCAUCGUGAAGCGUGAGGAGAACUCCAGCCAGAACUGGCAGCGUUUCUAUCAGCUGACCAAGCUGCUCGACUCCAUGCAUGAGAUGGUUGGAGGACUGCUCAGCUUCUGCUUCUACACCUUUGUGAAUAAAUCCCUGAGCGUGGAGUUCCCAGAGAUGCUGGCGGAGAUCAUCAGCAACCAGUUACCGAAAUUCAAGGCCGGAAGUGUCAAACCUCUCCUCUUCCACCAGAGAUGACUGUGCCCCGUAACAGACAGAAUGCCUUAAAAAUCCCACCACAUCACCUCCCACCCCCAACC